Messenger RNA from Ceutorhynchus assimilis (cabbage seed weevil), 531 nucleotides. The record is from the annotation of a GenBank genome assembly. NCBI's taxonomy places the organism in Eukaryota, Metazoa, Arthropoda, Insecta, Coleoptera, Curculionidae.
AUGGCUGAGGAUAAAAUCUUUGUUUCUUUCAUGUACCAGAGAUGUUCACAAAACUUAAAAUUAGACGAUUCGCUAAAUUCUUUUAGUGAACACAUUUCUGCUGACCUAAAUUUACAAAUCCAUUCCAACAUUUCCAAUAUAGACCCAGACUUUGAAUCACAAGCUACAAGUUUCGACCAUUACAUCCCUCCGUGUAGAUUAUCUGAUUCGCGAUAUGGCAUUAGUGGAUUUAUGCUUAUUUCGGAUGAAAACGAAGUGGAUUUAUUGAGUCAACAAUUUAGAGCUAAAGCAUCUCUUUUCGAUCAUUUAUCAAACUUGAACGCGUGUUGUGAGUAUUAUAAAGAGCUUCACGCUGAAAAAGAUGAACUGAAAUUGGCAGAGUUGGAAAAGGAGGUUCAGGAUAUAUCUGAUAACGAAAUGAAACUUCUAGAUGAACUAGAAGCCCUUGAGAAAGAAGAGUUUGAUUGUCUUGAAGCUAUAACUGAAAAUGAGGACAAUGCUAAAAAAAUAUCUCAAGAAGAUAGAUAUUGA